CUUGGGCUUAAUAUCACUCACCCAUUUCUCAAACCCAACUCUUUUACUUCCAUCUCUCUCUCCUCCCUCUUUCUUAAUUCUUUCAUUCAUCUAGAAACUUUCUGAACCUCUCUCUCUCUCUGUAUUAUUCUAUGCUUCAUGGGCUCUGAAGGAUCCAGGGUGGUUGUUCCUAGGAAUUUUAGAUUAUUGGAAGAGCUCGAGAGAGGUGAAAAGGGGAUUGGGGAUGGAACUGUCAGCUAUGGCAUGGAUGAUCCAGAUGAUUUGCUAAUGCAAUCUUGGACUGGUACCAUUAUAGGUCCACCUAAUACUGUUCAUGAAGGGCGAAUCUACCAAUUGAAGCUAUUUUGUGGAAAGGAUUAUCCAGAUAAUCCACCGGCCGUUAGAUUCCAAAGUAGGAUAAACAUGACAUGUGUCAAUCCCGAAACUGGAAUGGUUGAAAGGAACCUCCUUCCCAUGCUUGCAAAAUGGCAAAGGGAAUACACAAUGGAGGAUAUAUUAACUCAAUUGAAGAAAGAAAUGAUGUCCUCACAAAAUAGGAAGCUGGUUCAGCCUCCUGAAGGGAACGAAGAGGGAAGGACAGAACAAAAGGGGCUAGUCCUGAAAUGUUGCAUUCUUUGAUUCGGAUUUUGGGCGUACGGGAGAAUCAUAUUGGUGAAUGCUGAAGGCUUCUAAGAUAGCAGUUAGCAAUUUGAAUUUGGCAAGCUCCCAAGAAGGAGCUUGGUUUUCUGAAGUAAAUGAUGUGUGUUAUGUAAGGAUGAAGCUUUGAAGGUGGAUAUUCUCAGUGUAAAUGAAUUCUUCUAUAUCAUCAACGUUUAAGCUAUAAAUGUACUUAAAAUAUAUGAGUUUGGUUAUGGGUUUU
This is a messenger RNA of Cucurbita maxima (winter squash), 859 nucleotides long. RefSeq names its product ubiquitin-conjugating enzyme E2 variant 1B-like. The record is from RefSeq and is a predicted model, not a curated record. Gene Ontology annotation, biological process: protein K63-linked ubiquitination; DNA damage tolerance. Lineage: Eukaryota; Viridiplantae; Streptophyta; Magnoliopsida; Cucurbitales; Cucurbitaceae. The transcript is spliced from 6 exons. Gene Ontology annotation, cellular component: nucleus. Bases 139 to 618 code for a protein of 159 amino acids.